Molecule: messenger RNA, 1602 nt
Organism: Exophiala spinifera
Lineage: Eukaryota; Fungi; Ascomycota; Eurotiomycetes; Chaetothyriales; Herpotrichiellaceae
Exons: 1
Coding region: 1-1602 (533 amino acids)
Biological process (GO): positive regulation of transcription by RNA polymerase I; rRNA processing
Cellular component (GO): nucleolus
Molecular function (GO): protein binding
Source: RefSeq, a predicted model, not a curated record
AUGGCUGCUGACGUGCAGCCCAUCGCUCAGGUCAAACUACCUUCGCGGCCGUCGUCGCUCACUCCAGAACAGCAAUACUGGAGAUCUUUCAAGUCGCCGCUGAACAUUCCAUCGCCAACCAAGCAUGCGAUCACCCAUGUUUCGCAGCCAGAACCACACGCCUCGACCCAAACAUCGCCGGACUUCUUCACGGUGACAACCGGUGCUCGCAUUCAACUCUAUUCUGUGAAAACCCGGAAACUCCUCAAGACCAUCACCCGUUUCGACGAUACAGCUUACAGCGGCGAGGCCAGAUAUGACGGGCGUGUCCUCGCAGCCGCAGAUGAGACCGGUACAAUUCAAGUCUUCGAUGUGAGUUCGAGAGCGAUUCUGAAAACAUGGAAGGAGCAGAAACAGGCAGUCCACAAUGUAAGAUGGAGCCCGAGGGAGAGUACGGCGCUCAUGAGCUGCGGCGACGACAGGACUGUCAGACUUUGGGACCUUCCCAGUGAGAGCAGUGUUGCAGUCUUUCGCGGCCACCAAGACUAUGUACGGACUGGCUCUUUCUUACCCGGCCAAUCUGGCAACCUGCUUGUUUCUGGGAGUUAUGAUCAGACCGUGCGACUCUGGGAUCCCCGUACUCCCGACGGUGCUGUCAUGAGUUUCAAACACAUCGCUUCAGUCGAAGAUGUUCUCUGCAUGCCGUCAGGCACGACUCUCCUCGCUGCUGCGGACAACCAAGUCGCAGUGUUGGAUAUCGUGGCAGGCAGACCCUUGCACAUAAUCAAGAAUCACCAAAAGACCAUUACGUGCCUGCGUUUGGCAUCAAAUAACUCGAGACUUGUCAGUGGAGGUCUCGAUGGACAUAUGAAAGUCUUUGAGACCACCGGUUGGAAUGUCGUCGCCGGUUCCAAAUAUCCUUCACCAAUUCUUUCUUUGGAGGUUGUUUCAUCUGGUACCCCACGUGAAGACAAGCAUGUUGUGGUGGGCAUGUCUACGGGCCAAUUAAGUAUUAAGACUCGACUAUCCGGGGAGCAGAAAGUGAAGGAGCGGGAGAGACAGAAACAAAUGGAAGCGUUGCUGGCAGGCAAAAUCGACGAAUAUGAUAAAAAGCAAGCAAAGAAGCGCCCGAGAGCAUUGGAGAGGCGGCUGCGAGGUCGAGAUUAUGCUGGCGAUGACGCAGAUAUCAUCGUCGAGGGCAACGUCCGCAGCAGGCCAAAGAAAAUCCCCGCCUGGGAGCGAGAGUUGCAUAGAGGCAAAUACAACAUGGCUUUGGACCUUGCUGUUUCGGUCGGCGACAGAAUCACCGUUAUAACUGCUCUCAACACCCUCCGCUACCGAUCUGCCCUGCGCGCAGCACUCGAAGGCCGCGACGAGACCCAGCUCCAGCCUAUUAUGAGCUGGGUCUGGAAAAACAUCUCAAAUUCGACUGUCGUUCCACUGUGCGUGGAAGUAUCCAUGGCCAUUAUGGAUUUGUACUCCAAACACCUUGCUGAGAGCGAACCUCUUGCUCGACAAGUCAACAAGUUGCGAGAAAAGGUGCAAGAUGAGGUCAACCGUGCACAGCUGGCAGGAAUGACGAGAGGGAUGCUGGAACUUCUGACCCCAAUCACUGCGAGCUAG